UUUCAAUCUAUCAUAGAAAAAAAUCAAAUUAAGAAUUCCAAACAUCCAAAUUCCAGAAAACAAUGACCUUCACCCUCAUCCUCCACCACUCCAUAAUUCACAAGAAAAAAAUUGCUCUUUGAUCACGCAUAGGCUCAGUCUCACACCAUUAUUUGGGCUAUAAGCCCUCAAACAUUUUGUAAUCUAUGAUUAUCAGUUUUCCUAAUUUGAAUUAGUUAUUGAAUUAUUCAAUGGAAAAGGAGAAAAAGUGGGAGCGAGACAAAUAUUUUUCAAGAUUGUGGUUUUGAAGAUGCUAUUUGAAUCUUGAAUUUCCAAAUCUUAAUCCUAAUCCCUAACAGUUUUAUGAUUUAAGGAGGAGGAAUAAAAUGGGGGUUACAUUAAUGGAGUUUGGGAAUCAUAUGAGGAAAGGUGUGAUGUAUCCAAUUAGAGGGUGUUUGCAUCAUCCAUUUCUUGUGUUUGUUGUGUGUGGGAUGAUAUACAUUUCAAGGGCAUUUCCUUUCACGACACCCUUGUUGCUUUCGGUCUCUCCGGUCGUAGUCUGCGUGGCCGUGCUGCUCGGAACUCUAUUGUAUUACGGACAGAAGAGCAUACACGAGACUGAGAAAGAAAUGAAGUCCAAAUACGAGGGCAUUUCACUUAGAAAUCACAAAUUUGUCGAUGAUAAUGCUAGUGUUGUUGUUGAGAAGGAUGAGAAGCUUUUUGUUGAGAAAUGCGGUGGGGGUGUUGAGAGGAAGUUGGGAGUGGAUUCGAGUCUGUUAGGGCGUAACCUAGGCGAGAUUCGUGUAGGAGGAGACGGAUUGAGUAAGGGGAUUCAUGUAGGCGUAGAUGGAUCGAGUGAGAUUGAGUCAGAGAGGGGAGAGGGGACUGGUGAUGGUGAUGGGGAAGUGAUGGCUGAUCACUAUGCUAUAAUCUCGAAAGUGAUUGGUGAUCUACUAGAAUCGGAGUCGGAGCACGAGAAAUCUGAGGGGGAUUCGUACGAUUCCGAGAGGGGGAACGGAGAGGGAGAAGGUUUGGCCUCAGGGUCCGAGUGCUUGUCUCCGGAUGACGCCUCGAUCGCGGACAUAAUACCGACGAGGCUCCACCCUCUUUUGGACGAGGACGCUCCUCAGCCUGCUCAGGUGUCGCAUGCCAGGUCCGAGACGUCCCUAAACGAGCAAUCUCCGGGAUCAAGCAUCGGCAGCAUUGAGUUGGCUGAUGAGACCGAUGUUCAAGAAUCGGAGGCUGCAGACGAUGACGACGACACGGAGGAUCACACCAAGUCUGUCAUUACUUGGACUGAGGAGGAUCAGAAGAAUCUGAUGGAAGUUGGGAAUUCGGAGAUCGAAAGGAACCAACGGUUGGAGAGGAUUUUAACGAGGAGAAGGAAUCGGAGCAUGAUCCCGGAGAUAAACUUGAUGGAGUUGGAAAACUCCGAUUUUCAGUUCCAAGUCGCUCCUAUUUCCACAGCAAGACGGAAUCCGUUUGAUCUGCCUCAGGACUCGGUCCCCGGCUCGGCUCCUUCAGUUUUAUCACGACGAAGAACGAAUCCUUUCGAGUUGCCAGAUGACUUGAUUGAAGAGGAUCUGAAAGAAAUGGGGGACGAGUCUCGAGUAGAGAUUAAGCCUUCACUAACUCGACGCCCCUUCCUUGGAAGGCGCGACAAUUUAUCUGCAAUGCCCUUGAUCUUUUCCCCGAACAGGCUAGAGAGGCGGCCGGUGAAGAUAAGGCCAUUCUUCGUUGCAGAACGGGCGAUUGCAGAUGAGCCAGGCUACUCACCGUAUAAACGGCAAGCAAGCAGGAAGAGCUCUAGUUCGGAGGAAACAGAAUCGGUUGGGUCGGUCGAGUAUUUUGAAGACGAGGCAGAAGAAGAUCCGGAAGAUGAUCAUGAACUGGUCCCCAAUGAUCAAGAGAGUGCGGAUACAAGGAUGGUGGACGAUGUUCCGAACAGGGGGCCUGUGUACGACACCGACACGAGCCCAACUGCCGCGGCUAGACUGGAAGUACAGCAUUCAGAUGAUGAAGGAAUACAAGUGCGAGAUACUCCGUCUGCUCAUUAAGAAAUACGCGUUUACAUCUAUGGAUACACAAGACAAAAUACAAGGUUAAUCUCUAGGCAAGGAGUCGAGGAUAAACGAACAACGCAGCAUUGCUGCUGAAAACUGUUGUGAGGAGAGCUAAAAGACACAGAAUGAUUUUGGCUUGAUUUCUUGAGUUUUCAUAUUGUGUUUGUACGCAGUUGUUCGAAUCCAUAUUAAGAAUUAGAAUGCGCUGUCGAGUCGCUUGAAAUGGUAA
This is a messenger RNA of Salvia splendens (bonfire salvia), 2271 nucleotides long. RefSeq lists its product as uncharacterized. NCBI's taxonomy places the organism in Eukaryota, Viridiplantae, Streptophyta, Magnoliopsida, Lamiales, Lamiaceae. The transcript is spliced from 4 exons. The record is from RefSeq and is a predicted model, not a curated record. Bases 366 to 2036 code for a protein of 556 amino acids.